AGUGUACCAUGUGUGUAUUAUCACGUUUUUUAGCACUUAAGAUUUAAGAGUAUGAUGAAGAUGGCAUGGUUAUUGCGAUAUUAACACAAUGGACUUAUAUAAAAAAUCUAUUUUAAUCAGAUAUUUUAUGUAAAUAUAAGUCAAAUUCUUAAUCAUUUCUUUAUGCAGAAAGGUUAAGUUCGGUAAUGUCAUAGUAUCUUUGUACUGAUGUUUUGGUUGUUCUAGUAGAUGUAUAAUACUUAUUGAUAGAAAAAAAGAUGAUAUGCAAAGGUAUGAAAUAUAUGUUAUGAGAGUUUCAAAAUACAUGGGAAAAAUGACUUAUUUGCAAUCCGUUAGGUUAUGUACAUAUGUUUAACCAUAGAUUAUCAUUACUCAGAUACUGGUGUUUCGUAACAUAGAUAACAAAAAUUAUCUAUUUAUACGUAGGCUUUUUACUGUUGUCCUACAAACCUAAAGACAUUUUACGUAUUAAUCUUAUUCAAGACGUUUGGAAAGUUAAUUUUCUUGAGAAGAAAAUAUAAGUAUUUAUAAUUAUUAAUAGUGUUGCCAAAAUGCCUGGGAAAAUUGUUGUCCUUGGUUCAUGUAUGAUAGACUUUACUUGCUAUGCACCUCGCUUACCAAAGAAUGGAGAGACAAUAUGUGGUAACAAAUCUAAAAUAAAACUUGGUGGGAAGGGUGCUAAUCAAUGUGUGGCUGCUGCUAAACUCGGUGCAACUACAGCGCUUAUUUCCUCAUUGGGCUGCGACUUUUUUGCAAAAAAUUAUUUGGACGCAUUGAGGGAAUUAAAUGUAGAUAUUUCUUUUAUUAGAGUUCAUGAGAGUGCAGAAAGUGGAAAAGCUCAUAUUACAGUUGCUAAAAAUGGAGAAAAUAGUAUAGUAAUCAUACCAGGAGCUAAUGAAUUGACAAGUGUUGAACAAGUUAAAAAUGCUACCACAUUGAUUGAAAAUGCCGCAGUGUUAUUAUGCCAAUUCGAAUCACCAAUAGACGCAACUUUGCAAGCCUUACGAAUUCAUAAAGGACAUGGAUAUUCUAUUGUGAAUGGUGCACCAGCCAUUAAAUCUGUCAAUCCAGAGAUUUUUUCAUUGUGCGACAUAUUUUGUGUUAACGAGACCGAGGCAGAAGUUUUAACAGGAAUUUAUCCUGUGAUGAUGUCGAAUGUGAAUUUGGCAAUCAGUUUUCUUCUUUCUCAGGGAUGUAAUUUGGUUAUAAUUACUUUAGGAUCGUUAGGUGCCGUUUUUGCAUCCAAAGAUACAGAAGAAAUAGUUCGAGUUGAUACAGUGUCCGUUACCCCGGUUGAUACUACCGGAGCAGGAGACGCAUUUCUGGGUUCUCUAGCCUUCUUUCUAGCAUAUUAUCCUGAACUCCCGAUGAAAGAACGUAUUGAAAGAGCUUGUAAGAUUGCUACAUUAACUGUAUUGAAAGAAGGUACGCACGACAGUUUUCCAAAAAGAGAAGAACUUCCAGAGUCCAUGUUUAAGUAAUAUAUUUUUAAUCUAUAGAAAAAAAAUGAUGUAUAUUUAAAUGCCAUACUUGUGAUAAUAUAAUAAGGAGUUGUAUUUGUUUAGAUUUUUUAUUGAUAAUAAAGUGAAAUUUAUGUAAA
Messenger RNA from Polistes canadensis, 1600 nucleotides. RefSeq names its product ribokinase-like. The record is from RefSeq and is a predicted model, not a curated record. Gene Ontology annotation, molecular function: ribokinase activity. Gene Ontology annotation, biological process: D-ribose metabolic process. The transcript has 7 exons. The coding region runs from base 552 to 1481 and encodes 309 amino acids. NCBI's taxonomy places the organism in Eukaryota, Metazoa, Arthropoda, Insecta, Hymenoptera, Vespidae.